Molecule: messenger RNA, 1333 nt
Organism: Ochotona princeps (American pika)
Lineage: Eukaryota; Metazoa; Chordata; Mammalia; Lagomorpha; Ochotonidae
Gene: IGFBP2
Product: insulin like growth factor binding protein 2
Exons: 4
Coding region: 88-993 (301 amino acids)
Biological process (GO): regulation of insulin-like growth factor receptor signaling pathway
Cellular component (GO): extracellular region
Molecular function (GO): insulin-like growth factor I binding; insulin-like growth factor II binding
Source: RefSeq, a predicted model, not a curated record
GAUAGAAGAGGGCUCGCAGGGCCGUGCCACCUGCCCCCUAGCUAGGUUGCUCGCUUGCUCCCUCCCGUUGCACUCCCUACCGCCAAUAUGCUGCCGAGACUGGGCGGCCCAGCGCUGCCACUCCUGCUGCUGCUGCUGCUGGGCGCGGGUGGCAGUGGCGGUCGCGGGGUGCGCUCCGAGGUACUGUUUCGCUGCCCGCCCUGCACGCCCGAGCGCCUGGCCGCCUGCGGCCCCCCGCCGACUCCGCCCUGCGUCGAGUUGGUCCGGGAGCCGGGCUGCGGCUGUUGCUCGGUGUGCGCUCGGCUGGAGGGCGAGGCGUGCGGUGUGUACACCCCACGCUGCGGCCAGGGGCUGCGCUGCUAUCCCAACCCGGGCUCGGAGCUGCCCCUGCAGGCACUGGUCCAUGGGGAGGCCACUUGCGAAAAGUUGCAGAACGUCACUCCCCAGCAGGUUGCAGAUAAUGGCGAGGACCAUCCUGAGGGAAGCCUGGUCGAGAACAAUGUGGAUGGGACCAUAAACAUGUUGGGAGGCACGGGCAGUGCUGGCCGCAAGUCCCUCAAGUCGGGCAUGAAGGAGCUGGCCAUGUUCCGGGAGAAGAUCAGCGAGCAGCAGCGGCAACUGGGCAAAGGCGGCAAGCAUCACCUCGGGCUUGAGGAACCCAAGAAGCUGCGGCCACCGGCCCCUAGGACCCCCUGCCAGCAAGAAUUGGACCAAGUGCUGGAGCGGAUCUCCACCAUGCGCCUUCCGGAUGAUCGGGGGCCCCUGGAGCACCUCUACUCCUUGCACAUCCCCAACUGUGACAAGAAUGGCCUGUACAACCUCAAACAGUGCAAGAUGUCCCUGAAUGGGCGGCGUGGCGAGUGCUGGUGCGUGAACCCCAACACCGGGAAGGUGAUCCAGGGCGCCCCCACCCUCCGGGGGGACCCUCAGUGUCAUCUCUUCUACACUGGUCAAGAAGAGGCUCCUGCGGUACAAGACCAGCAGAUUCAGUAGUGCGCAGCGUGCCCGUGCCUGACUCCUUCCUCCCGCCCCCUCUCCGAAUCCCCCCAGCAGACAUUGGAGAGUAUCUGGGUGGUAGGGGUGGGGAAUCUUCCAGGAGCUUUGACACACGUGUAUUUAUAUUUGGAAGGAGACCAGCACCACUGCGCUCAAGCCCCCUGCUCUCUCCCCAGCUGGAGAUGCCUGCAACUCCCACCCCCCUUGCUUCCUUCAGGGUAAUGAAGCGGGGUGUGGUGAGGAAGCUGGGGUAGAGGUUUGGGAAGGGGUGGAAAGAAGUUUUUAUUUUUGAAGCCCUGUGUCUCUUUUGCUCAAAAUUAAAAAAAGGAAAAUUCAA